AUGCGGAAGUGUGUGUGUGUGUGUGGUGGGGGGGUGUCUGUGUUACCACCUGAAGACAUGCUGAUGACUGUAGGCCGUGCUGCCCCCAGGGAUCAUACUGAUCUGAGCGGCCUGAGCUGCCACCUGAGGGCCAUAUCUGGGUCUGUGUCCCUACUGCAGCUAGGGUCUGCAUUGAUGUCAUGGUCUGUGUUACCACCAAAGGCCAUAGGGAUGUCCAUGGUACUCAUUUAUUUGAAAGAAAAUAAAAAGGAAGAGUUCGUGGUGCUGUGGGCCGCUGUGGCUGUGGCGGUGGCGUCCGUCCCUCCCGUCCCCCCAGAAGGUGAUAACACUAAGUGUUAUCUGAAUACAGUAAGUAGCAUCUCUGCCUGUGGUUCAGGGCUUGUUAAAAAGAGUACUUUUGCUUUGUUAGCUUUGAGUGCCACCUACUGGAUAAAGGCCAGGUCUGCCACAACUUCUGAGACUCCAAAUUCAGCUGUCUCCAGGGAGGCCAGCACCCAGUCUUCAUCAGCAGCCACCAGUCAAGGAUAUGUUUUGCCAGAAGGCAAAAUCAUGCCAAACACUGUUUUUGUUGGUGGAAUUGAUGUUAGGAUGGAUGAAACCGAAAUUAGGAGUUUCUUUGCCAGAUAUGGCUCAGUAAAAGAAGUGAAGAUAAUCACUGAUCGAACUGGUGUGUCGAAGGGCUACGGAUUUGUUUCAUUUUAUAAUGACGUGGAUGUGCAGAAGAUAGUAGAAUCACAGAUAAAUUUUCAUGGUAAAAAGCUGAAACUGGGCCCUGCAAUCAGGAAACAAAAUUUAUGUACUUAUCAUGUGCAGCCACGUCCUUUGAUUUUUAAUCCUCCUCCUCCACCACAGUUUCAGAGUGUUUGGAGUAGUCCAAAUGCUGAGACAUACAUGCAGCCUCCAACCAUGAUGAAUCCUAUAACUCAGUAUGUUCAGGCAUACCCUCCUUAUCCAAGUUCACCAGUUCAGGUCAUCACUGGGUAUCAGCUGCCAGUUUAUAAUUAUCAGAUGCCACCGCAGUGGCCGGCUGGGGAACAGAGGAGUUAUGUUAUACCUCCGGCUUAUACAACUGUUAACUACCAUUGCAGUGAAGUUGACUCUGGAACUGAAGUUUUGUCAAAUGAAUGUUCAGUUCAUGAAGCUACUCCAGCCUCUGGAAAUGGCUCACAAAAGAAGUCUGUGGACCGAAGCAUACAGACAGUGGUCUCUUGUCUAUUUAACCCCGAGAACAGAAUGAGAAAUUCUCUUGUUACUCAAGAUGAUUACUUCAAGGAUAAAAGAGUGCAUCAUUUUAGAAGAAGCCGGGCAGUCCUUAAAUCUGAUCAUCUCUGCUAA
Messenger RNA from Arvicola amphibius (Eurasian water vole), 1335 nucleotides. It is a transcript of the gene Dazl, whose product is annotated as deleted in azoospermia like. Gene Ontology annotation, molecular function: protein binding; mRNA 3'-UTR binding. Lineage: Eukaryota; Metazoa; Chordata; Mammalia; Rodentia; Cricetidae. The coding region runs from base 1 to 1335 and encodes 444 amino acids. The transcript is spliced from 13 exons. The record is from RefSeq and is a predicted model, not a curated record.